Penicillium diatomitis is the source of this 831-nucleotide messenger RNA. Its product is annotated as Dyp-type peroxidase. The transcript has 2 exons. Gene Ontology annotation, cellular component: cytosol. Gene Ontology annotation, molecular function: peroxidase activity; heme binding. Lineage: Eukaryota; Fungi; Ascomycota; Eurotiomycetes; Eurotiales; Aspergillaceae. The record is from RefSeq and is a predicted model, not a curated record. The coding region runs from base 1 to 831 and encodes 276 amino acids.
AUGAACGCUCAGCCAGUCGGUGCCCCUCUCACCCGUUCAGCCAUCUUUCUAGUACUAUCCUUAACAGAUCCCGCAUCCCCCUCCAUCGUCCGUUCAACAUUGGCCAACAUCUCGAGUCUAUCCAAGAGCGUCUCCUUCCUUAGAUCAAAGGCGCUCAGCAUACUGCUGUUUUCCAGUCCUGGCGACCUUCUCUUCCACAUCCGUAGUGAUCGCCAUGAUCUAUGCUUCGAAUUUGAACGCCAGCUCAUGAAAAGCUUGGGCAGUGCGGUGAAGCUGGUCGACGAGACCGUGGGAUUUCGCUACUUCGUUUCCCGAGAUCUCCUAGGUUUUAUCGACGGCAAUGCAAAUCCCGAGGGCGUCAAUGCCCAGGCUUCCACCUUGAUCACCGCAGACGACGACCCCAAUGCAGCCGGCGGAAGCUACGUUCUGGUGCAAAAAUAUCUACACGAUCUGACUGCCUGGCAAGCGCUUUCCGCCGAAAAACAAGAACAAAUCAUUGGCCGUACCAAGUUCGAUAAUAUCGAGCUUGGGGACACCGAGGACGGCCAGCAGUGUUCGCACAAGACCCUCAAUACCGUCGGGGACGCGAAUGGCGAGGAAGAGGAUAUCCUUCGCGAUAACAUGCCUUUCGGCUCUCCUGGCGCUGGUGAGUUCGGAACUUACUUUAUUGGGUACACUCGUCCGCUGUGGGUGAUAGAGAAGAUGCUGGAACGCAUGUUUGUAGGCCACCCUCCGGGUUUACACGAUCGGGUUUUGGAUUACUCGAAGCCAGUCACUGGCACGGUGUUUUUUGCACCGUCGGUGGAUGUUUUGCAAGGUCUUGCAGAUUGA